Molecule: messenger RNA, 1571 nt
Organism: Alligator sinensis (Chinese alligator)
Lineage: Eukaryota; Metazoa; Chordata; Crocodylia; Alligatoridae
Product: beta-2-glycoprotein 1-like
Exons: 9
Coding region: 5-1054 (349 amino acids)
Cellular component (GO): extracellular region
Molecular function (GO): peptidase inhibitor activity
Source: RefSeq, a predicted model, not a curated record
CACCAUGCCCCACAGCGCCCCCCUGAUCCUGGCCUUGCUCUGUCUGCUGCUGCCCCUGGGAGGCAACAAAGCCAAAGGUGCCACCCAGCCUGGCCCUUGUGCAUCCUGGAGGGAGGAGAGUGCCACAGUGAAUCUGGCCAACCAGACAUGCCAGCGCAAGUGCCGGCAUGACCGCGACUGCCUAGGCCGGCGGCAGUGCCUGUGUGAUGGUGCCUGUGGGCUCAGCUGCGUCAUGCCUGGCCGGAGCUGCUCAUGGCCAGUGAAGGUAGAGAAUGCCAAGACCCACCUGGUCCAAGAGACUCAUAGCUUCGGAGCUCUCAUGGAGGUGACCUGCCAGACGGGCUUCAUCAUGGGCGCCAGGCAGGGGGCAGCACUCAGCCGAUGCCAGGGAGACCGGCGGUGGAGCCUGACCCCACCAUGUCGACGAGACCUGAGCCUGGCGUCCUGUGGGCCUCCGCCAGAGAUAGACCACGGCUUCCACCAUGGUGCCUCCUAUAGGGCAGGCCAGGAAGUGCAGUACCAGUGCAAGCGGGGGUACCAGCUGGAGGGGGUGGAUACUCUCCGAUGCCAAGAGAACCAGGAAUGGUCUAGGCCUGCACCUGUAUGCCGCUCCAUGUUCUGCCCCCCGCCACAGGCCGUGGCCAAGGGCUACCUGGUAGCGGUGAAGAAGGCACAGUACCGGGCAGGAGAGGUGAUCUACUACCUCUGCAAACGAGGCCUCCUGAUGGACGGCUCCAACCGCGUCACGUGCCUCCAGAAUGGCACCUGGUCCCCGCAGCCCUUCUGCAGAGCCCGCUGCGAGGUCCCAGCCAAGCGUAGCCGUGUGCUGUACCAGGGCAUGAAGCUGUGGGUUCAGGAGAUCCCUGAGGGGCUGGUCCAACAUGGGGAGACUGUAAGCUUCUACUGCCGCAACCACAACCAGACCUGUAGUUACCUGGCGUCAACCCGCUGCUUCGACGGGGUCCUGCCCCUGCCAGUGUGCUACAACGAGCCCACCUGGCUGCAGUACACCCUCUAUCCCAAGCGCGUGGUCUCUGAGAUCCAAUCCUGCUGAACCCUCACCCACCCCUGACAUCCCCCCACCCUCCAAGAUGAACGGACAGAAAGACCCUGGUGCUGGGUCAGGGGUAGGAGCCUGGAAGGAGCCAGAGCCAGCAACACUGAAUGAGGAGACCCAUCCUGCCAGGGCAUUACAUAGCUGCAGAAAGGGAGAGGGCAGUAAGGGGUAGGCCUGCUUUGUCCAUUCUAGACAGUAAAGGGAUCCAGCCCUGGCUUUAGACUCUGCUUCCCCCCCUGGCAUUAUGGGCCACUCUGGGCAGCAGGAUGGAGGACAGCCAAAAUCCCACCCCCCCAGCUGCCAGGAAAUCCCGUGUCCCCCACCCCACCCACAGGACAUGGGCAGCCAGUCCAUUCCAGGGCUGGGCAACAGGUAUCCACUUCAGUCCCUUCUCUAGUCAUCCUGAGGGGCAUCCAGACCCAGGUUUCUCCCCCGUCACCAUAGGGCGCCUCCUGCCAGUCCUCUGUCCCAGGAGGAACCCAUUUCAGUCUAUUGCAACUCACAAGGAAGGAUG